CACAGACUCUUGCUGUGAGUGAGACUCAGUUUGCAGAGAGAACUUCUCAUAAUGUUUGGUUUUCCGGAUGGAAUGUCCACAUCACCGGGGAAACGGCGUAUUCCGAGGGUUUUAGAGAAGGAAAAAGAACGGCUUCUUUGUCCAGACUCAAGCUCUAGUUAAGGAGAAAAAGAUACUACAAAACCAAGACUUACAAAACAUGAAGACAAAAUAUCAACUCUAAAAGAGGACGUAACCAAGCUGGAGGCUUUUGCACUGCUGCUUGCAACAAAGCAACAACAUUAAGUGUUGUGGUAGACGAGCAGACAUAAAAUCAAGGUCUUGACCGUCGCCAUUUAUAUCAAGAAGGGACUUUACACUGAUCAACCUAAAUUACCAAUUUCCAUGGCAGCCCCGAGCCUGUUGACAGAGGUGGAAGCGCUGAGGAGGAGGGUGGUGGAAAUGGAGGGGAAGGACGAAGAGCUGACACGGAUGGCGGAUCAGUGUCGAGACCUUGACCGCAGACUAGCAAACGAGACCAGGAACUGCCGUGGUUUAAAGUUUGAUGUGGAUAAGCUACACGGCAGAAUCUGUGAAAUGGAGAGGAUGGAGGAGGCUUUGGGCAAAACCAAACAAGAAUGUGCUAUUCUGAAGAGAACCUUGGAGAAAGAGAGAGAGUUCAGCAAGACCAUCUCUGGGGAGCUCGAAGAUCUUAGAAUUAGGGUGAGAGAGCUAGAGGCUGUUGAGGGUCGACUAGAAACAAGUGAAAUGAUUGUCAGACAAGACCUGGGCAAGCUCCGAGCGCUGACCGCGGCUCUGGUGGAGGACAGAAAGAGUAUGGCAGAGAAGCUCCGACAGGCAGAGGAAAAAAUGAGUAAGAAGGAGAGCAAGAAAAAUGAGCAUGGUAAUUUGGCAAUGAUGACAGAGAGGCUGAGAGAGGAAAGGCAGCUGGCACUAAGAUCUAAGGCAGAUUUAGAAGAGAAGAUUAGGGACAUAAUAAAGGAAAAGGAUGAGCUCCGAGACAGACUAAAAACAGAGGAGGAGAGGAACAGGGAGCUACAGAGUAAAAUAACCACAAUGAAGAAAAAGUUAAACCUCUUUGAGAACAGGAAAGAAAAAGAAGAGAAGUGCACGAGCAACGCUGCCCAUUUGUGCCAAACGGAGGACAACAAAGUUAAAGAGCUGACUAAAGAGCUUGAUGAGCUCCAGAAGAGACUCCAGAACAAGGAGGUCUUGGAGGCAGAACUGCUGAAGGUUGAGGAAGAUUUCGAGGCCCUAGAAAGGAGACUGAAUGAUGAAAGGAGGAGGUCACAAUCUUUAAGAGAAGAGCUAGAGGAGGCAAAGAAGGAGCUUUCCAGCUUCAAGCAUGGAGAAAAAGAGGAGGUGAACAAGGAGCACCUUCUUCUUUGCCAUCUUCAGAAAGAGCAAGUCAAAUCCAGACUCCUAACCAGAGAGGUAGAUACCCUAAAGGAGAAACUCCAGAAGUUGAUGGGGACAGAGGAGUCAAUCUGCAAGGUCCAGAUGGAUCAGUCAACAUUGCAGAAAAAAUUGGCCCAGCAGGAAGCUAAGAACAAAGAGCUGGCCCAGCACAUGGAGAAACUGACGAGUGAGCUCAACAGUUACAGACAAAUCAAGAACUGGACAUCUGGUGCCAAUAAACACUUCUCAGACCUCCACCAGACCACCAAAGAAGUACAAACUGAACCUGAAGAAAACCUUGUUUCCAACCACAACACGCACAGCGAGAGAUUGAGUCAAGAAAACACCGACAAGCGUCUAAACCACAAGGCCGAGGUCACAAAUAAAGAAGGCACACUAGUCAGCAGCGUCGACAGCUUCAACACUGCAGCCGUGAGCAGCCAUUCAGAGGCGGAUAUGCACCAGGCCGUUAACGGAGAGGUGAUGAUGCUUACCCACACACCUGGGCAGCCAUUGCAGAUUAAAGUCACGCCACAUCACAUGAUCAGCACAGCCACACUCGAGAUUACCAGCCCUUCUGGAGACACCAGCACCGCCGCCAUCCCAACGAGUGGGGCAUCCUCAAAGCAGAGAAUUACCAUCAUUCAGAGCUCAGGUUCACCCGUGGCCAAUCCUAAAAGCCCCUCUUCAAGUCCUGACCGCACCCUCUCCCCAGUCAAUGGAACGCCCAUCUCUCGAGUUUUAAGCUCAAAAUCGUCCCGCUCUGUCACACCAGACAACAAUAAUUCACCCAUUCAGAUUGUCACGGUCAGGACGUGCUCUCCUGAGCCAACAGAAGUUGCAAAUCCGGCGAUCUUCUGCAAGACUCCCGAGAGGGCCAACAGCUGGCAGCGCCAAAUGUCCAACAGCAGUGACACAAGUCCCAGUAUCAUCACAACAGAGGACAGCAAGAUCCACAUCCAUCUGGGGACGCCCUACAGCCCCCCUCUGAAUAGUAUGGCUCAAAGCAUGCCACCGCCUGUUGGGCCGUACUACCUUCGGCACGAGCAAAGGACUCAAGUAAUCGCCAACGGAUGCAACGUGAAAGGUGUUGGCAAGAUCACAAGCAGCAUCACUAUAUCCCCCGCUAACGCUCACGCAUCACACUCAAACAUCACCGUUAGUGGACUUUGUGAUUAGCAGCAAACAAGGAAUUGAAUGCCCAAAUUUGUUUUGAGUUUAUUCUCAUAUAACCUUUCAUAGUCUCCCAGAAGUGCCUUUGUUAAGCCCAUUUACUGCUAUUUAGAACCUUUACAAAUAUUUUAAUUGCAUUUUGUACACCUCUCGGUAACUAAUCGUGUAAUGCAAUUAUUGUAAUUCCGUGUUUCAUUAACAAUUAUUUUCUUGCAAAUUAAAAGUUUGUUCUUUGCAUUCAUUCUGUGAGCACUUUUUGAGAUACUGGGAAGCUUUUUAGUUCAAUACAGAACAAAGUCAGCCAAGUUAACCAGGUAAAAAAAAGGUAACUUAAAGCAUCUUUAUUAAAUAUACAACAGGAGGAAAAGUGUCAUAUUUGCUGUGUACAAUUUAAUCUUUCACUGACUCUCACAUAUCUGAAACCAUCAAAUGGAAUAAAAUUGUAUUUUUCCCUUCAUACAUCCAUCAAUCUGGUUUCUACAUCUAUACUGAUGAGGACUGGUCAUGGCUUGGUUACCAGGAUCAAGGGUAUCUGGGUUUAGAAAGGUUAGAGUUUUUGAAACAUUGUAUUUAAAUUAUAAGGUUACUAUAGUUUAAAUCUCCAGAGUGGCCACAGUAUCCUAUAGCUGUUUCAAGCACAGCAUAAACUGCUGGUCAACCGACUGAAAGAAGCAAACCUUUAUGUUGUCUCUUGUUUACAACACUUAUCCACAUGAAUAGGGCCAACAUAACCAGUGCUAUACUGCAAAUAUUUCUGGAAACUACUUGCAUAGGUAAUAGCUUGCCAUGUAUGUUUGUUACCUUAUUCCGUGAUAUGUUGUACAAUUUAGCAUCACUUAAAAAAAACUGUUGCUUAUCUGCUUACAAUAAAAGCUAUUUGAUAGUGUUA
Fundulus heteroclitus (mummichog) is the source of this 3460-nucleotide messenger RNA. RefSeq names its product filamin A-interacting protein 1-like. Lineage: Eukaryota; Metazoa; Chordata; Actinopteri; Cyprinodontiformes; Fundulidae. The transcript is spliced from 2 exons. The coding region runs from base 385 to 2577 and encodes 730 amino acids. The record is from RefSeq and is a predicted model, not a curated record.